Molecule: messenger RNA, 1724 nt
Organism: Eurytemora carolleeae
Lineage: Eukaryota; Metazoa; Arthropoda; Copepoda; Calanoida; Temoridae
Product: transmembrane protein 17
Exons: 10
Coding region: 247-867 (206 amino acids)
Biological process (GO): non-motile cilium assembly
Cellular component (GO): ciliary transition zone
Source: RefSeq, a predicted model, not a curated record
UUGCAUAAUCUGUAUGUGUACUGUUACUGUAUAGCUCGCUCUAGAUGGUUAGAUGUACGUCGACCCGGUUCUUGAAUUGAACUGGACUUAACAGUGUGUUGCAUAAUCUGAAUGUGUACUGUACAGCUCGCUCUAGAUGGUUAGAUGUCGACCCGGUUCUUGAAUUGAACUGAACUUAACAGUGGCUCAAGGCUAAUUUACAUUAAUUCAUGUCACUUGAAUACGAUUUGAGCUGCAGGAUAAAGUAUGGAGGAGGUGUCCUACAGGGCUAAAAGUACUCUAGUGAGUGUCUCUGAAUCAAUGUUUCCUGGCAUCAGUACAUCUGUGGCGGGAAAGACUACAUUGAGAAGAGGUUUGGGGAAUGAAAUGGUCUCCAGUCUUCCUCUACAGGUUUUGAUGUUCUUGAACGUGAUAUAUUUCCCUGUAUGGUUGAGUAUUCUGCUAAUGGUGACCUGGUUCAAGUUCGCACUCCUCAACUAUCUUUACAAGUUCGUUCUCACAACCGUCCUCGUAGCAUUCUCAACUAUAGAGAUAGUUCGUCUUUAUCUUGGAUACCUUGGAAAUCUGAAAGAACGAGUUCCUGAGCUGGCAGGAUUCUGGUUACUUAGUGUACUUCUUCAGCUUCCCUUGGCUGCAUUUCUUCUCUUUAAUACGGAUCUUAUCCUAGUUCCAAUAGAGACUGCUGCAGAUAUAAUAAUGUUUAUAUUCAUCGUGGCAGAGCUGUUUAUUGGAUUUUUCUCACUUAGAACCAUGACGAGGCAUCAAGCUUACAGAUUUCAUCUGCAAGAGAUAACUCAGAUGAGUAAUCUCGAAGGAUAUGUCAACAAGGCCUAUUCUCCAGACCUUGAAACCAAUAAAGUUGUCUAAAACUAUUAGAACUACGCUACGUUCUUUUAUCAUGAUUAUGUCAAGACUGUUAGUUCUUUAGUUCUACGACUGUAUCCUGUUCUGUACACUGUACCGUACUGUACAAGCUGUGUACGCGGGCCGCUGAUACGAUAUGCAGGAAAUAAAACCAUUAGCCAGCCCUAGCAGCUGUCCGGCUAUACUUAUUGGAACUGUAAAGUGUAGACCUAGCGGUUUGGCAUUUCAAAAACAGUAGCCUUAAAAGCUUUGUAAAAUAGAAAAUAAAUACAAUAUCCAGAAUGUUUCUCUAUGGAAAUUGAUUAUUUUCUAUUGUGGAUUCUCUUUAACAGUGACUGGCGGAUUUCUUCUACAGAAACAAAUAAGAAAAUUGUGACAAUUCAAAACUUUAAAAGUUAGAAAAAUUACAAUAUAUUCGUCAUUUCUCAUCAGAUGUCGAGCAUACACCUAGUCACAUUCCCUUGAACUUAUCAAAAAGUGUGCUCAAUAAAGAGCGAACAUUUACAAAGUUACCCACGAAAGAUAAUACUUUAAUGAACACCAAAAACAAAUACUUAAAAAAAAUUAAUGUUUGUCUUUCUCCAACUUAAUUGUUUUUUGUUGAUUUGAAGACCGUUAAGAAUUUAAAUUUAAAGUUUUUUAGUUAAAUUUUAAAACAAUACAUUUUUCUGAAAUUUUCAAUUUUUUCAAAUUGUUGCUGCCCUUUAACGUCGACCCCAGAGGUUUCACCCAAAAAUUGAAAAUGUUUUUAACAUUAAUAUUUAUUUUUAAAUUUUCAGCCAAGUCGGAGAUUAUCAUCUUUGUAUAGGCUGUUCCUGUUGUUAGAAAUGACCAUUUCUUAAUAAAUAUAUAUCUAUAUA